This is a messenger RNA of Plutella xylostella (diamondback moth), 570 nucleotides long. Lineage: Eukaryota; Metazoa; Arthropoda; Insecta; Lepidoptera; Plutellidae. The record is from RefSeq and is a predicted model, not a curated record.
AUGAUUCUAAUUGCACAUUUCUGCAUUCUGAGCGCCCUAUCUGAGUCUGUGCUGUCGCCCCACAAGUGUACUCCACAUGGCGAGACCUUAAAAGAAAGGCGAGUAAAGAAAAAAGAAAAUGCAGCAGCCAAUACUGCAAGAAAUGCCACUGGCAAUAUAAUAGAAGUGCCCAGUGUCUCCAAUGUUGCACUGAGAGUGCUAGACGCCAUAGGGCAAGAUUGCUCUGUAGGAAUAGGCCCGGAGGAAACAAAUAUUUGGAGGGAAGUUAUUGUAGCAACCGAUGAACCCAUUAUAACUAUUGAGACAGAAGUGGCUCCCCAUGAUUAUGCUGAAAGUAGUCCACUUAGGGCCACCAGAGUCCGGCGUCGCCAGCGAUCUGGACAGCCCAGACAACAACAACCACCUGUUGCAUUUUUAAACAUGCAACAGGAACAUAAUAAUCUGUUGCAGCACCAAAAUGUCCUAUUAAAUAGACUUAAUGACACAGUCGAGGGAAAUUCCUAUACGGGCUACGUAUUUAAGAUAAGGGCAGAAAGAAGACGCAAUUUAAGUGAAGAAAUUAUUUAUUAA